UUCCUUCUCGCCAAGCCAAGGUUCGAUAGGCUUCAGUCAGUCUUCAUGAAUUUAGACCGAAUGUUGCGAAUUUUCGACAUGGCAUACCCAUGAUCUCUACUUUAAUGGACUAAAACACCACCUGUGCAAUCUUCGUGUCCGGUUGGAGUCGUUACGUGCAACCUUUUCGACCUAGUUUAGCCUAGUAUGCGAACAAAGAGAGAGACGAUGAAUGUUGCGCUACCGACGAGUACGAUUUGACAAAAGUGACACUUGAGUGCGGUUGAACAAAACACACUAACAACUAAAUUCUAUCGGCUUUGUCUGAAAGUAAUCUCCACUUUCAGACUCGUUGUUACAAUUAUCGUAAUCUCUGGAUUUUGAAUCUGGCAGCGCGGUGAUACUGGUUAUCUCCUCUGCCACACAGUUCUGAGGACAGGGGUUAAAAUCCCGGCCCCGCCAGUGUAGAGUUUAUAUGUUCUCUUCGUGGCUGUGUGGGUUUUCUGCGGGCACUCUGUUUUGCUCUUCAAAAACUUUUGCGGCAGAUCACGCAGUUUAAAAAAAAAAAAACACGAUCCGAUGACAAGGUGAAACAGAGUUAUUGCUACUUAAAUUACUUAUUCAGUUCCUACAUAUACUUGUGUGUUUAACAAAAGAAACCUCUGGUCAUUCACUGAAAAAUUAAAAGCCUUAAUCCCAUAGGUCAUGUCAUAUGUACUGUAGCUUGAAAAUUUGAAGUCAAUACGAUAUCAUUUAAUGGUGUUUUGAGAAGAUUUUUAUCAGCAAUUAUGAAUUUUCACGCCUCCGCCAUUUUGGCAAGUCACAUGACCUUCUUGCGAGUAUGUGACGUAUUCUGUUCGUAAACAAAGAAAUCAUGGCCGAUUUGUAGUGUGUCAUCACAUGCAGUACCACCACCACCGGACACGUGAAAAUGCCCUACUGUAUUGCGAAAUUUUGCCGUAAUUCGCAUAAAAAUCAUCCGAGGAAGGUUCGGUGGCACAUUCUGCCCAGUAAGAAAAAGAAACAUUUAAGGACCCACUGGCUAGCGAAGUGUGGUCGCCCUGAGCCAUACGACAAACAGGCCAGGGUAUGCAGUGAACAUUUUGUGCACCCAGACGAUUAUUCAGAGAGUAUGGUUCGGUACUCUUUGGGUUUUUUGAAGGAACCUAAACUCAAUCCAGGAGCAGUCCCUUCGAUAUUCAUUGAUCGAUUUGCUAAACAGGACAAAGGGUCACAACAGCUACUACUGCCGGGAAGCACACUGGUCAGCGAUGCUAGUUGUGCACGUAAUAGUAGUAGUUCAAGUACAAAGCGACGCAGGGAAAGAUAUGCAGCUAGAAGCAAGAAAAGGCUUCUUGAGGAAAUGCUUUCCUCUGUCAUCCCUGUUGUGGGUGGUCAGGAAAUGUUAUCUGGUCCAGAACAAGCAGUUGCUAGAUGUACAGAAGAUCUUGGCCUCCAUGAAACAGACAACCCUUCCAAUAUUGAGGAUGAAGCAAGGCUUGGUCAAUCUUCAAGUGUCAUGUUGCCUCCGGAUUUUCACUGUAAAUGCUGCAGGCAGACUAUUGCUGUCAAAGAUGCAUCAAUGCAGCCAGAUAUGGACCCAAUAAGUGAGGCUGUUUCCAAGAAUCACACAUAUUCUAAAAAACUUGAGGACAUCACAGAUCCUGUGCCACCUGCAAGGGCAUCCUCAAAGACCGAUGCAGUUCAAGAUCGCAAAAAGUGUUGUGAUCGGCGCAUGAAAAUGUGUGCAAGAACGACAGGAAAGUACAAGGAAGAAGUUUGUGGACCAAAAAAGGAAGAGGAGCCACAACGUCAGCUACUGGAUGCUGUGUUCAAUCUGCAGCCUCGAUUUGCCCUACGCAGAGCAGAUGUCAGUGAAAAUCUUCGAGAGUGGCAGCAGUUAGUGUUCCAUCACAUCAAAGAGGAAGAGGAGCGUGAAGACGUUAAAUGCAUCAAAGAGGAGGAGUUCCUACACAUAAAAGAGGAAGAGCAGGAAGAAAUCAUUCAGGUUCCAUCCACUGGUGUCCAUUUAAAGAGAAAAGAUGAAGGUCAAAAUGAGGAGAGACGAGGAGCGCAGCCUCCAAACAGGAACUGUUCAAGUGAUCAAGACCAUUGUGAAGGAUCACAAACAGACGGUCGUGAUGAUGAACAGUCAGAAGGUGACAUGACAUGUCACAGUUCCAACGAAUGCUGGAAAUGUUCUCAGUGUAGGAAAGCUUUUGCCUGUGUGAGGAAUUUGAAACAACACAUGAAAACGCGCACAGAUCCCACGGAAGAUGUUGUGUGGCCGAAACCAGAGCCUCCCCACAUCAAAGAGGAACAGGAGGAGGAAGAGUUCCCCCCCAUCAAAGACAGGGAGCUGCAACUCUCUUACGUGAAAGAAAAAGUGGAUGAUGAAUACGCCUCCAACAAACAGGAAAAGGAGGAUAAGGAGGAUAUAGCCAAGUUUCCAUUGAAUGGUGUCCAUUUGAAGCGUGAAGAUGAAAGUCAAGAGAACGGAGGAAUGGAGCCUCCAAGUAACAGCUCAAGUCAACACAUGAAAAGAGAGAGUGAUGGAGAAGACCACUGUGGAGGAUCACAAAUAGACGAGGUCUUAGCACCACUAGCAAACCGUGACAACACAUCAGACUCUUUUGAUGACGACGAACAGUCUGGAGAUGCAUCAAUGCAGCCAGAUAUGGACCUAAUAAUUGAGGCAGUUUCUAAGGAUCACACAUACUCCAAAAAACUUCAGUACAUCACAGAUCCCGUGCCACCUGCAAAGACCGGUGCAGUUCAAGUACGCAGAAAGUGUUGUGAUCGGCGUAUGAAAAUGCGUGCAAAAACAAAAGGAGGAAGAAGGAAGGAAGUUCAUGGACCAAAAAAGGAGGAGGAGCCACAAAGUCAACUACUUGACGCUGUGUUCAAUCUGCAGCCUCGAAUUGUCCUACGCAGAGCAGAUCCGCCCCGUCGCAAACCCCGACGCAAAGCCCGACGCGCAGCCUUCGCAGAAGCUGUGAUCCCCGAAUGCAGCGCCUCAGCCGGUGUGGAUGUCAGUGAAUAUAUUCAUCCAGACUGACAGCAGUCAGUGUCAUGUCACAUGAAAGAGGGAAGAAGAGGGUGAAGUGGUUCAACAUAUCAAAGAGGAAGGGGAAGAUUUUCUACACUUGAAAGAGGAAGAGCAGGAGGAAAUCAUCCAGCUUCCAUCCACUGGUGUCCAUUUGAAGAGUGAAGUCGAAGGUCAAAGUGAAGAGAGACAAGGGGCGGCGCCUCCAAGCAUGAACUGCUCAGGUGAUGGAGAGUGCCACAGGGGAGGAUUACUUACAGUCAGGGAUAAUGAUGAUGAUAUUGACCAGUCUGGAGGUGACUUGACAUGUCACACUGCCAACAAAUGCUGGAAAUGUUCUCAUUGUACGAAAGCUUUUGCUUCUAUGGGCAAUUUCAAACAACACGUGAAAAUACACACAGGUGAGAAGCCUUUUAGAUGCUCAGUUUGUGGUCAAAGAUUCUCAAGGAAUAUUUAAAAAUAUACACAAGAGCCCACACUGGUGAGAUACCUUUUUCCUGCUCAGUUUGUGGUAAAAGAUUCACUCAUAAAGGAGAUUUAAAAAUAAACACAAGAACACACACAGAUGAAAAGCCUUUUACAUGCUCAGUUUGUGGCCAAAGAUUCACGUGGAAGGAAGGUUUAAAAAGACACACAAGAACACACACUGGUGAGAAACCUUUUUCCUGCAGAGUUUGUAGUAAAAGAUUCACUCAUAAAGGAAUAUUUAAAAAUACACACAAGAACCCACACUGGUGAGAAAUCUUUUUCGUGCUCAGUUUGUGGUCAAGGAUUCUCACGGAAGGAAUAUUUAAAAAUACACACAAGAACACACACUGGUGAGAAGCCUUUUUCCUGCGCAGUUUGUGGCCAAAGAUUCUUUUAUAAGACAACCUUAAAGGUCAAGUGUCGUCAAACGGAUGAUUUUUGGUAUAUUAUUAAUGAAAAACCCACAGCCAAUAUGUGUUUUUUCACCACAAAACACGAUUUUGACGUAUACAGUAACUCCCGCAAUGAAAAUCCUCUUCGGGAUUUGUUUUUGAGAAGAAGCAGGAAGUCACAUAUAUGGCAGGACCGCCCUCAAGUGGACUCGUUUGUUUCCAUUAUUUUUACCUCCGGGAAGGUAGCUCGUUGUUCCUUCGUGUUAGUCAAAAUGCCUGCUCAUUGCAUUGCUGGACAUUGCUUGAACACUCGGGAGAAUGGAAUUACCUUUCAUAAGUUUGAAAGAGACACUGUCCAUUGUGAAAAAUGGAUUGCACGGGUGCAGAGGACGAGAGCUUUGUGUGUUCCAAAUAACAGGUAGGUGUGUAUACAACUCCAAAAAAAAAAGUUUGGGGCAGACCACGUAAUCGGUCUCUCUCAUAACGUAGCAAAAGAUCCGCGUAUGAAAUGUCUCGAUGUGUGAGUCGCCCAGCCAACAAUGUCUCGAUAGUGUUCAUCGUGGACUGUGGAAGACUUUGAAAAUACCCCUAAAAGCAACAUAGCUAGGCUCCACUUCCUCCUUGUCUGCCACCACGGGAGCCGAAACUCAGCCACACCGGCUGAGGCGCCGCGUUCGAUGGUCACAGCUUCUGCGAAGGCUGAGCAUCGGGCUUUGCGAUGGGGACGGCUCUGAAGAACCCAGCCGAGAAUGCGUUACUCAGUCGCGUGCGCGCAUAAAGCGCUCCGGCUCGACUGCGAGUACCCCCCUAAAGCAGCACCACUCGGCUCUGUCAUAAGCCACACCGGCCGGCUGCGAUGAGCCGCAAUGGCUCAUCUCCGCCGCGGGAGUGGAUCGGACGGGACGCGGUUAGGGUUAGGGGCGGCCGUGAUGGGAUAUCAUCUCAAUAUGGCUCGAAACAAUAGUGUAAAAUUGGCCUGGAAACUUCACUCGGUUGUGUGGUGCUGUCCUUUUCGAAAAGAACUUCGGUGUCAGAAGCGGCGUCGGAAAAAUGUGAAUAUCUCUGUUGUUCGGCUUCCGUAGUUGCAGGCACUGCGCAUUUUCAACGGCGAAAGUGACAAUGACGCCAAGGACAGAGGACGCAACUAAUAUGGCGACCACUUAGAUGUCGAGGGACACUCAAUUGCGCAACUUUGUGCAUGGAUAACGUGCUCUCUGCUCACUUUUUUUUUUCCGUAUCGACAUUGAAGUGAAUACUGUUAUAUGUAUUUUUUUUUUUCUUUGAGGCCCCAUAGCUCAGUGGUUAGAGCACUGGUUUGUUAAACCAGGGGUCGUGGGUUCAUGUCCCACUGGGGCCUCCACUCCCUGAGAAGGGUUGCGUCAGGAAGGGCAUCCGGUGUAAAAAUUGUGCCAAACAUAUAUGAGUGUUCAUCUGAGAUGACACGCUGUGGUGACCCCGAAAGGGACAAGCCAAAAGAAAGACACACUGUUAUGUAUUUUUCAUUGCAAUAUCUAUUUUAGAAUGUUUAUAGGGAUGUCAGUCCCACUUUAAAAAGAGACAAGAAUGCACACUGGAGAGAAACCUUUUUCAUGUCCAGUUUGUGAUAAAAGAUUCAUUGCGAAGAGAAAAUUAAAAACACACACACAAGAACACAACCUGGUGAGAAAUCUUUUUUGUGCUCAGUUUGUGAUCAAAGAUGUUCUUCUACGUAUCAUGCUCAGACACACAAGUGUGCUGGUAGGAAAAGUCAUGAUGAAGACGCUGUAAAUAUAAUUGUGUAAAUUGAAAGUAAGUACAGUAUUGUUAUUGCCUGAAAAUCAACAUUAUCACAUUUUGUGUACCAUCUUUAAUUCUAUUUUUGACCCAUAACAAAGGUCUCUUGUCCCCAAACGACAGCUGAUGUGAUUUGAGGUUAUCUGAUCCGUAAAAGUAAACUAUUGGGCUAAUAAUUCAAAAUAUAUAUCAAUCCAUCCAUUUUCUGAGCCGCUUAUCCUCACAAGUGUCACAGGAGUGCUGGAGCCUCUCACAGAUAUCUUUGGGCAGGAGGCAGCGUACACCCUGAACAGGUUCCCAGCCAAUCGGAGUGCACAUAGACACUCGCAAUCACACCUUGGGACAAUUUGGAAUCACCAAUCAAUGCAUGUUUUUGGUUUGUGGGAUGAAACCCACGUUGGCACUGGGAGAACAUGGAAAAUCCACACAGGCAGGGCCAGGAUUUUAACCCAUGUCCUAGUAAAUGUGAGGCUAAUGAUUAGCUGUUCCACCUUGCAGCCCACAUAUAUCGUAUAGAUUUCCCAUCAAAAACGUGACUUAGACUCCCGUGCGACUUGUUUUUUCCUUAUUUAUCAUCUCUUUUU
This is a messenger RNA of Syngnathoides biaculeatus (alligator pipefish), 6242 nucleotides long. RefSeq lists its product as uncharacterized. NCBI's taxonomy places the organism in Eukaryota, Metazoa, Chordata, Actinopteri, Syngnathiformes, Syngnathidae. Bases 911 to 3037 code for a protein of 708 amino acids. The transcript is spliced from 10 exons. The record is from RefSeq and is a predicted model, not a curated record.